AUGACGGGUCGUGUAAUGAAGAGCAAGCCCCUCCAGAGAUCAGCACAGAAUGAAGAUCUGAUUCACGCUAAAGUGAAAGAGGAAGGAGAAGAGUCGUGUGUGAGGGGUGAUAAUCUGUAUGGAGGAUGCAGAAGGCACAGCAUGGAACAACUUUCUGCUCUCUCUUCAGAUGGAGAGCUAAAAUGUGGUGCUUCAGAAGGACUCCCCAUGACUGGAAACCUCAGCCCAGUAGUCAACGGCCCUGAUUACUGCCAGCACGUCACCCAUCAGAGGGCCAGUAGCGAGGCUGAAAUGUUCUUCUGUUCCGAGAGAGCAGAACUUGCCUUACAUCAGAGUUUGCAUAUGUCUGAGACAUCCUGUUCCCGCUCUGACAUUAGUAUAUCUUUGGCUGGGAGAGGAACCCUUACCCCACUCCGGAGAGCUCACAAGGAUGACAAGCCCCAUUCAUGUUCCGAGUGUGGCAAAUGCUUCUCUUGCAGGAAACUUCUGAUCAGACACCAUAGAAUUCACACGGGCGUGAAACCGUAUUCCUGUGCGCAGUGUGGGAAAUGUUUUACGCAGAAAUCGACUCUGAUCAAACAUGAGAGAGUUCACACGGGGGAGAAGCCCUAUUCCUGUUCAGAGUGUGGGAAGUGCUUUGCCCAGAAAUCGGUACUCGACAGACACAACAAAGUUCACACAGGCGAGCGCCCUUUCUCGUGCGCCGAAUGCAGGAAGUGUUUUCGAGAGAAAUCGGACCUUGCCAAGCAUGAGAGGCUUCACAGGGCUGAGAAGCCGUUUUUCUGCUCUGACUGCGGGAAAAGUUUUACACAGAGAAGCCACCUGAUAUCGCAUCAGAGGUCUCACACGGGAGAGAAGCCGUUUUCCUGCUCCGAGUGUGGAGAAUGUUUUACCCGGAGGGGAACGCUUAUCACACAUCAGAGAAAUCACGUGGAGAAAACAUUUCCCUGUUCUGAGUGUGGGGAAUGUUUUGCUGAGGUAUCGGACCUUUUCACUCAUGAAAAAGUUCACGUAGCGGAGAAGUUGUUUCCCUGUCCCGAAUGUGGCGAAUGUUUUGGCCAGGUAGGGCUCCUUGUUUCCCACCAGGCUGCCCAUGCCAAGGAGAAGUCCUACUCCUGUGCUGAGUGUGGGAAAUGUUUUUCUCGAAACGACCAACUCAUCAGACAUCAGAGAACUCACACAGCUAAAAAGACGUUCCCCUGUUCCCGAUGUGGCAAACAUUUUUCUCGGAAGUCAUCUCUUAUCCGGCACGAAAAAGUCCACACAGGGGAGAAGCCGUCCUCGUUCGAUGUGAAUGAGGUCCAUAGUCACUCAACCCAUUUCCUGAGAGCAUCGGCUGUCAUUGACUUCCCCCUUAAGGGAUGCCUCAAUACUCUGGCUGGGCUCACAGGAAAAUGCAGCAGAGAGUAUAGGCUUCGGACGCUGAAUGGGAAAAGAGGAAGGAGCCUGGGAAGUCAUGUGACUGGCCAUAUGACUGCUUAUUUAAGCACCACGUGUCUGAUCAACCAGUCAGCAAGCACCAACACGGUCAUGUGGGAGCAAGGGGCUUGA
This is a messenger RNA of Nanorana parkeri, 1551 nucleotides long. Its product is annotated as zinc finger protein 501-like. The record is from RefSeq and is a predicted model, not a curated record. Gene Ontology annotation, biological process: negative regulation of transcription by RNA polymerase II. Gene Ontology annotation, molecular function: DNA-binding transcription repressor activity, RNA polymerase II-specific. Lineage: Eukaryota; Metazoa; Chordata; Amphibia; Anura; Dicroglossidae. The transcript is spliced from 5 exons. The coding region runs from base 1 to 1551 and encodes 516 amino acids.